CCCCACGCUCACAGCUGAGGGAAAAUCGAAGCCUACUUCCUGUCUACAAUACACACGCACAUAUAAUUACCAAACAUGGCCGUGCCAGUCUUUCUCGAAGGUCGCAUCGGCUCCACACCGGACAAGGGCGUCCCCGAUAUGACCUGCAUAUCGGAUAUUGACGAGAAUGGCAUCAACCGAAACCUGAAAGUGCGCUACGAGCGGGACCAAAUUUACACGUACACGGGAUCGAUACUGAUCGCCGUCAACCCGUACAAAGAGAUCGACUGCUACACUCAGGAAUAUGUUGCCAAAUAUCAUGGCCAAAAGCUGGGCCUGCUCGAUCCGCACGUCUUUGCCAUGGCGGAGGCCGCCUAUCGCAACAUACGCGACAACAACACGAACCAAUCGUGCGUCAUAUCCGGCGAGUCGGGUGCCGGCAAAACGGAAACAACCAAAUUCAUCCUGCAGUACCUGUGCUCGGUCACGUGCGACGUAUCGACCUGGGUGCAGCAGCAGAUCCUCGAAGCGAACACCAUCCUGGAGGCGUUCGGUAAUGCGAAAACCAUCCGCAACGACAACAGUUCCCGGUUCGGGAAGUUUAUGCAGGUGUGCUUCGAUUCGAAGUGGUGCAUCAAGGGUUGCAUCAUCCAGGACUAUCUGCUCGAACAGUCCCGAAUAACGUUCCAGAGUCCGGGCGAACGGAACUAUCACGUACUGUACCAGCUAGUAGCCGAGGGCACCACGAAUCAAGAGCUAGCAGCUGCACUCCAUCUGCGUGAUGCAUCAUUCUACCGGUAUCUAAACUCGUCCGGCAGUACGGGUGAUGCGGGCACUGAUCAAUCCUCACUAGAGAUUGCGACCGAAUCGAAGCGGUUCGAAGCAUUACGGUUGGCGUUUAAUGUACUGCAAAUCUCGCAACCACUGAUCGACGGCAUAUUCCGUGUGCUGAGUGCCAUAAUGUGGUUGGGAAAUUUGAACUUUGCCGACGUAGAUGGUGAACGGUGCGAGUUGGCACCGGAAGAUGAUGAGAUUGUUAAGAUUGUCGCGCAACUGUUGGGACUGCAGGAGGUGGACCUGGUGCAGGUUUUGCUGAAGCGACAGAUCAAUGUGCGCGGGAACAUUACGGAGAUCCCGCUGAAGUUGCAAGAGGCGGGCGAGAAUAGACAUGCGAUGGCAAAGGCGCUGUACUCGCGAACCUUUGCCUGGUUAAUUAGCCAUAUCAACACGUGCAUUAAUCCGGGACAGGAUGCGUCCCGGUUUUUGGGCGUGUUGGACAUAUUUGGGUUUGAGAACUUCAACACGAACUCGUUCGAGCAGCUGUGCAUAAACUACACGAACGAGAAGCUACACAAAUUCUUCAACCACUACGUUUUUGCGCUGGAACAGGAGAUUUACCGUCAAGAGGAGAUCAAGUUCUCCCACAUCCAGUUCACCGAUAAUACACUUUGUCUGGAGCUGAUUGAGAAGCCUCCGCGCUGCAUUCUCAAGCUGCUAACGGAGCAGUGCCAUAUGCCAAAGGGAUCAGAUACGGCGUACCUUACCAACCUGCACAGCGAGUUCGAAUCGCACGGUAGCUACGUCAAGGGUCAGGACCGUCGCCACUGGGAGUCGGAGUUUGGAAUACGCCAUUAUGCGGGAUGCGUCAGCUACACCGUGAAGGGGUUCGUCGACAAAAAUCGUGACGUACAACAGGAUGUCCUGUUCGAUCAUAUGAGUCGCAGUGCAAAUACGUUCGUGCAGGAGAUUGCCUCCUUCCAGGAUCUGCUCUCGAUCCAACAUGUCCAAUCGGCCUCAUCCGCUACCAGUACCGUAUCGCGCGGUACAUCCAAGGGUAAGCUAACCGUAAGCGAUACCUUCCGACAGCAAUUGCAAGCCCUUGUGGAUGUGCUUCAAAGCACCAACCCGUGGUACGUCCGGUGUAUCAAACCAAACUCGGACAAACUGCCAAACGACUACGACGAUCAGCUCGUGCUGGAUCAGCUACGUUAUCUCGGCAUGCUGGAUAUUAUUCGUAUACGGCGCGAAGGUUUCCCGGUGCAUCUGACGUUCGAUGAUUUUGUGCAGAAGUACCAGUGUCUGACGAAACGGUUCCGCAACAUGUCCAGUCAGGAUCAGGCGCUGGCCGUAAUACGUGAGCUGAACGUACCCACCACCGAGUGGCAGAUGGGACGCACGAAGGUGUUUCUGCGCAGUGUGGUGCACGAACCGCUCGAGGACGCCCGCAAACAGGUGAUCAACUCAAAAGCACUGAUCAUACAGCGCAACUGGAAGCGAUUCAGCCAGCAGCGUCACUAUAGACGGAUUCGUUCGGCCGCGCUUAAGAUACAGCAUGCGUACAAGGGUUGGAAGUUGAGGAUCGAGUUCCUGAAGAAGCGGCGCGCUGCCAUCGUUAUCCAGAGCCAUCUGCGCGGUGUAUUUGCGCGUGAAGUUGCGACGGCACUGCGAGAAAUGCGGCGUGUCGAUGAGGAGAUGCGCAAACGCGAACGACUGGAAGCGGAGCGUCGGGAACGGGAAGCAGCCCAGGCGGAAGCCGACCGGAAGGCGCUGGAGGAAAGCGAAAGGGUUGCGAAAGAAGAAUUUCUCGCUUUGUCGCAAAUGGCUGAGCAGAUCAACUCGAAACUGCACUCACAACAGCAUGUCGCAAACAAUAACAGUCGCCACGCGCAAUCUGCACUGCAACAGAAUGGAGCUGCCGCCGGUGCUGAUGGCGGCAAGGGUUCCGGCUCGCUUGCAGCCGGUGGUAUGAAGGGGGCCGGAUCUGCUAGCCUGCAGAGCAACGAUUCGGUUGAUCUGGACAAUUUGUUUGCUUUCCUCAGCGAGGUACAGCCGAACGCAAACUCGAACGCGAUCAUCGACGAGAUCGGCGAAAAGAUGGACAACCUGGUGGAGGAUCUGGACGUGGAGCUGGAAUCGGUCAUACAACAGGAGAUUGAAGGGUUGACGAGCGAGCGCAACAAUAAUGUAUCGGCUGCAUCCACACACAAGGGUGGUCCAUCACUCGUCAAUGGGACUGGUGCGAUUAGCAACAACAACAAUAAUAAUAACAAUAACAAUAAUAUUAACAAUAAUAAGCCGACUACACCGAAACCGUUGGGCGGGAUCCCAUCGCUGCCGGAACCGACGAUGCCACCACCGCCGCCACCAAUCGAAAACAACAACCACACACUUCCAGCUGCCCAGUCACAUCAUCCGGCAACUCUGCAUCACAUACGACGUCAUGAGGAGCCGAUCUAUGAGGCCGUCAUACAUUUGAAGGAACUUCCGCCGCCACCUCUGGAUGCACACGAAAAGGUACCUCCGAUACCGCAACAUCAGCCACAGGGGCCAGCAGGUGCUCCACCGCAACAACACCCAACAGUAGCGCCUCCACCACCGGUACAUGCCCAUCAGCAGCCGGUACCACCGCCACACGCUCACCAGCCUUCAAUGCAUCAUGGUCCGCCGCAAUCAGGCGCGGCACCACAUCAGUCCCAACCGGAAGCUCCCCCACAGCCACCACCCCACGCACAUGCUGCACCUAGUCACGCUUACGUUCAUCUGGAGAAUGGUGGUUCCGCUGGUCACAAACUACGACCCAAGAGUCCGGCUGUCAUACGUUCGGCCAGCCCGAUCCAACGUGCCGGUUCCAACGGUCCAAUGAGCCCAUCGUCUCCCAAGCACAGCCGGCCAAGUUCGAGGGCUUCUUCUACCGGUGGUGGACAUCCGUUCGCCGAGCGUGAACAACGGCGCAAGUAUCGCGUCGAAAAGAAGCUACAGGAAAUGCAACAGAUGGACAUUACCGAGCGCGAGAAGGAAUUGCUCCGGGACGAUGUGUACUACGAUAUUCUCGAGUUUGCCGAAAGCUACUACAACACGCACGAACGAUCACCGGAAGGUACGAUCAUGGCGACACUCACACGCAAAGGUCGCAAAUCGGUCGACAUGGUACCGAAGUACGAGAUGAUAACGUACUACCGUGGUACCACCAUCCCAUCGUCCCACAUACACAUGUACGAUCCGGAAAAUGUGACGAUUGCGUGUAACAUUUUCCGCGACCUGUGCAAAUACAUCCGGGGCGAGCUGAACAGCGAGCGGGAACUGCAGGUCAUCCAGUUCAUCAUUGGGCAGGGCAUUGAGCGGGAAGAGCUGCGGGAUGAAAUUUUCGUCCAGUGUAUGCGCCAAGCCACUAAUAACCCCAGUGUGGAUUGGACCGAUCGUGUCUGGUUGCUGCUGUGUCUGACGAUCGUCGCCUUCCAGCCAAGCAAGCUGCUCUUCCGGUACUUUGUGAGCUUCCUCAAGAAGAACCUCGAAUCGCUCGAGGGCAAACUGCGCCAGUACGUGCAGUGGUGUUUGGAUAAUUGCAAAAACACCAAAGUCCGCUGCCGUCAGUAUCCACCGUCGAGUGUAGAAGUAGCCGCAAUGAGACGGCUCGGUACGAUUGUGUGCCGAUUCUUCUUCCUCGACGGACGCACCAAAGCGAUCGAUGUACAUCCGACCGAUACGGCUAGUGAUGCCGUGGCGAAGCUGGCGGAAAAGCUGGGAUUGUGCAAUAUUGAGGGCUGGGCGAUCUAUCAGUCACGUCCAGAUGGGGAAGAGCAUGUGAAGUCGCAUGACUAUCUGUACGACAUUAUCGCAGCCUGGGAAGCCAAGCAGACGAAGAUUCACGCGUCCAACUCGACGUUGCGCAAAAACACAACCACGCUUGGUUCGGGCGAGAAUCGGUUUGUGUUUAAGAAGCGGUUGUUUAAAAGCACCCGUGAGCUGUCGCAGGAUCCAGUCGAGGUGAACAUGCUGUACGCACAGGCUGUGUACAGUGUGGUGAAGUGCGAUGAUUUCCCCGUUUCGGAGAAGGUUGCACUUCAGCUCGCCGGCUUACAGGCCCAGGUUGCGCUUGGCGACCCAUCUAACCAACCGAAACCGGAGUACUAUUCGGACGUACCGAGCUAUCUGCCGGAGCGCAUCUCGAAAACCCGCGAGGAACAGUUCUGGGUGCCGAUACUGGCCCAAGCUCAUCGACAGUACGGUUCAGGACGCACGGAGCUAACGGCGAAGGUGCUGUACCUGUCGUGUGUCAUGCAGUACCCACUGUACGGCACCACGAUGUUCGCCGUGUCCUACCGUGGCUAUUGGAGCUAUGGCAACAGUCUCAUACUCGGCGUGAACUGUGAGGGUAUCAUACUGAUCAAACCGGACGACAAGUUCGUUCUGUACGAGUUCCGGUACGCCGAGGUAGAAUCGAUCAUGCUCGAUCCGAGCGACAGCUUCAUCACGAUCAGUCUAAACCGCCACACGAGCACCAAUACCGACCAGCAGCGGUGCUUUGUGUUUGAAACGGCACAGAAGAACGAAAUCGGUUCACUGAUCGUGUCGUACUAUCCGGCUCUAUCGAACUGGAUCACGGAGAACGAGGUGCCGCCGAAGAAGAGCAAGGGUAUUACCAACGAGGAUCGUGUGCGGCUGCACCACAAUCUGGUCGUCUGCCGGAGACAUCUGGUCGAUGCGGAAAUACUGCGCAAGCCGCAGGACCCAAGCGGAGGCUUCCUGCGGAACACGUUGCGUCGGCUGUCGAAACAUCGGCUGGAGAAGUUGCGGGCCGAGCAUGGUAGCCCAAUGCACGAUCAUGGUGAAACGUACAAAGGUUUCCCGCACGCUUACUGGGCAUUCAGCCGACAGGCAUUGCCCCAAAGCCUUAGCAAGCUGCCCGAUCAAGAGGAGCAAGCUAUGCUGCAGGUGUUUAAUUCGAUUCUCACAUACGCUGGUCUUGGACAAAAUGGAGAAACAGUUCAGCGCGCAGAGGACGAACACAUUACGCUCAUACAAUCGAUUAUGGAUCGCUGUAUGCGCAAGGAGUCACUGCUGAACGAACUGUAUCUGCAGCUGAUCAAGCAAACGACCGACCAUCCCGAUCCUAACUCACGCGUUAACCUGCGCCACUGGGCCCUCCUAUCCCUUGCCUGUAGCGUCAUACUACCACCGCAGAAGGUAGUGCGCAAGUAUCUGCUAGGACAUCUGAAACGUUGCGCUAGCGAUUUCAUCACCGAGGAGGGCAAGUAUGCACGCUUUGCGGAGAAAUGUUUCUUCAAAACGCAGGGUACCCGGCGCCGCCAGUGGCCACCGUCGCGGGAGGAGAUCAUCUGCACGAUCAAUCGGCGUCCGAUCUAUGCGCGGUUCCACUUCAUGGACGGACAGUACCAUUCGGUCGAGUUCCACCCAAGCUCGACUUCUCGAGAGGUGAUGGAAAUCGUGAAGAAAAAGAUCGGUCUACAGGAGAAUGCACUGGGCUAUGCUAUCUACGAAGUGCUGGGAGCAUCGGAAAGAAGCUUACUGCCGGACGAAAAGGUUGCUGACGUGAUGUCCAAGUGGGAAAAGUAUCGUACCGCAGCCGCCCAGGCAGUGCAGCAAAAUCAGAGCUCGAACUUACCGCCCGCCUGCCGUCGACAGCAUCAUCUGUUUCUGUUCAAGAAGCAUCUGUUCUGCGAUCAGUACAUGAACCUGGACGAUCCCGUCGAAAAGGAAUUGCUCUAUCACCAGGUGCUACACGGUUUGCGUACCGAACGUUUUCCCAUCACCGAAAUGGAGGCUAUUAUGUUAACUGCUCUACAAGGACAACUUGAGCUGGGCGACAGUUCCGACAUCGUGCAGGACUAUCGGCCGAUUGCAGCCCACUGUUUACCGCCCCGCUUCGUACCGAACAUACCGCGCGACAGUGUGGCCAUGCAUCACCAGAGUCUGCGUGGCACAACGCCGGCUGAGGCGAAGAAAUCCUUCCUGAAUCUCAUCCAAAGCUGGCCCCUCCAUAAAGCCACUAUCUUCGACGUGAUGCAAUCGUUCACCUCCAACUGGCCACGGAUGCUUUGGCUAGCGGUGGACCAGAAGGGACUGCAUCUGCUCGAACAUCGGUCACGCAACACGCUCUGCACGUACGACUAUCAGUCGAUACUUUCGUUCUCACCCAACAUGAACUGUCUGAUGAUCAUUACCGGUUCGGAUAAGAAGCAGUCGAAGGUUAUCCUUACCACGGCUCAGGCUUUCCAAAUUGCAAACCUUAUUCGGGAGUACAUGGAGGUGCUCCAGCGGCAGCAAUCGCACACGGACGAUACACAGAAGGAAAAUCAAUCGUCCGGCGCUAAUCAACCGCCACCACCCGCUGCUCCCCAAGUGCCACCGCACAACCAACCUCUUCCACCGCCACAUCAACAUCUUCCGGUGCAGCAGCAACAGCAGGGUGUUCCGGUUGCUGGUGGAACCGGCACGGAUCUAAGAAAGGGUGGCCAACGACCACCCUCAAUGUUGUUGCGUCAGUCCAGUGCUGCACUAGUGGCACCACAGCCUAGCUAGAUUGCCACCGGACACAAUUAUCCGUAGGCACUAAAGCAAACAUAGACUUAUUGUUG
Messenger RNA from Anopheles maculipalpis, 7355 nucleotides. It is a transcript of the gene Myo81F, whose product is annotated as unconventional myosin heavy chain 6. Gene Ontology annotation, biological process: signal transduction. Bases 76 to 7299 code for a protein of 2407 amino acids. Gene Ontology annotation, cellular component: cytoskeleton; myosin complex. Gene Ontology annotation, molecular function: cytoskeletal motor activity; protein binding; ATP binding. The transcript has 14 exons. NCBI's taxonomy places the organism in Eukaryota, Metazoa, Arthropoda, Insecta, Diptera, Culicidae. The record is from RefSeq and is a predicted model, not a curated record.